AUGUACAAGACUGCAUAAAACUGUUCUUACGCAGGUAACUAAAUGAAAAUUCAAUAUAGAUUUGAUAUCUAGAUAAAAUCUCCAAUAACAAAUGAUAAGGAAAACUCUAAUGCUUAAUUGCAGAAAAAGAAAUAGUAUUAGAAUAGGGAGAGCAGCAACUCAAGUCAAUAAAAAAAUGAAAAUCGCUCAAAUAGUGGAUUAUAUAAAUCUGAAUCGCUAUAAUAAUUCUAUCGUGCUUAAUCAGCUGCUGAGAAAAAUUCAUAUUACAUUUAGAAAGGAAAUCAAUAAUAAAUUAAUGAGACGAAAAAGGUUUCAUAUUUCACUUUGUUAUAACAAAGUGGCUUUAAAUUUAGACAUAAUUAUACAAAAUCAACUAAAGAGUAAAAUAAUAAAUGGAUAGAUUACUUAUUAAAUGAGAGUCAAAGAUAAAAACCUUCAGAAAGUUAGUCUUACAAGAGUUUGAAUGAGAAAUUGGAAAAUUUGGAAAAAAGGUUUAAUCGGUUGAAGGAUACUUCUGCUAAUGGAAGUGAAAAUUAAUAAGACAAACAAACAGAUAGAAUAAAAUAAAAAUAGUAUUCUAUGGUAUCUAAAUACUUCCCUUAGAAAUUAGUUUAAUAAUAAAAGAAUGUUAGUUAAGAAGAGAGGAAAGUUACUAAAGAUAUUGAAUCAACAUUAAAUAUUUAUGCAUAAAUAAAGGAUCUAAACAGUUAUACAUCGAAUUCUUAAUUAUUAAGACAAUCAUAGGACAAAAAGACUGGAUAACUAAAAGAUUUUGUCACUUAAAUUAAAACAAAUUUAAAUAAGAAUUCUUAAUUAUUAAAGGGUUCCAAUGUACAUUCACCAAACUCUAAUUUAAAUAAAUCAGAAAGAUAAUAAUCGAUGGAUUCCAAAUUUUUUUAUUUAAAGAAGAUGAGUGACACAUAACCAAAUGAGCCUUUCUUGUACUACAUUUCAACUGUAAUCUAAGCUAUAAAAAGUAAGAAACCUACAGAACUUGAUGAACUUAUUAAAGAUCAUUUUUUACAAACAUAUCAAGGAUUACUUUAUGCAAGUAGAUCUUAAGUGCAAUUUGAACCAGAUAAGGUUACAUUCUUGCCAAAAUCAAAUAAUCUAAAGACAAUAGUGUUUGAUCUGGAUGAAACAUUGAUUCAUUGUAACUAGAACACAUCAAUUCCAGGAGACAUCACAUUACCCAUCACCUUUCCAAAUAAUGAAACCAUUUAGGCUUCUAUUAAUAUUAGACCUUAUGCAAAAUAAAUCCUGUAAACACUUUCAAGGGAUUUUGAAAUUGUUAUUUUUACAGCUUCUCAUUCAUGUUACGCUAAUGUAGUUAUUGAUUAUUUGGAUCCAAAAAAAUAAUGGGUUUCAUAUCGAUUGUUCAGGGAACAUUGCAUUUAAACAAAGGAGGGAGCUUACAUUAAAGAUUUAAGAGUAUUAGGAAAUCGAAAACUCUCUGAUGUUUUAUUAGUAGACAAUGCUUCCUAUUCAUUUAACAAAUAAAUUGACAAUGGAAUCCCAAUUAUUUCAUAUUAUGAUAACAAAGAAGACCAAGAAUUAUUACAUUUAGAAAAUUAUUUAUUGAAUUUCAGAAAUGUUAAAGAUGUUAGAGAUUUAAAUUAAAAAUAAUUAAAAUUAAAAUAGUUCUUAGAUUAUUCUGAUUUUGAUGAUUUGUAAAAUAAUUUAUAUAAUAUUUACUUUUGA
This is a messenger RNA of Paramecium tetraurelia, 1701 nucleotides long. RefSeq lists its product as uncharacterized. Lineage: Eukaryota; Ciliophora; Oligohymenophorea; Peniculida; Parameciidae. The transcript has 6 exons. The record is from RefSeq and is a predicted model, not a curated record. Gene Ontology annotation, molecular function: phosphoprotein phosphatase activity.